Molecule: messenger RNA, 3242 nt
Organism: Lates calcarifer (barramundi perch)
Lineage: Eukaryota; Metazoa; Chordata; Actinopteri; Centropomidae
Product: equilibrative nucleoside transporter 1
Exons: 13
Coding region: 208-1548 (446 amino acids)
Biological process (GO): nucleoside transmembrane transport; uridine transmembrane transport
Cellular component (GO): plasma membrane
Molecular function (GO): nucleoside transmembrane transporter activity
Source: RefSeq, a predicted model, not a curated record
AGAUGAGUUUUGCUGCUGAAUGAGAGCGUCAGAGAGAGAGAGAGAGAGAGAGAGAGGCAGAAAAAACACACGACUGCAUGCAUGAACGUUUUCGGCUUACAAACCGACGUGCCGCUCAAAUGUGUUGGCAUCGCAGGCCGGUAGUGUGACGACCUGGUGCUACGCAAGUCUGACUGAACCCGUGCCUCCACCUCACUAAUAACCACCAUGACGGCCAACGCACCUCGAGACAAAUACAAUGCAGUGUGGAUCAUUUUCUUCAUUCUUGGUUUGGGAACCCUCUUACCAUGGAAUUUCUUUAUGACAGCAACAAUGUACUUCACCAGCAGACUGAAGGACCCGCCCACUGACGUCCUGUUCAAUCAGACGACUAACGGGACUGAAGAGGACGGCGAUACUCGCAACGUGCUGGAGUCAAAGUUUAACAACGUGAUGACGCUGUGCGCCAUGGUGCCUCUGCUCAUUUUCACCUGCCUCAACUCCUUCAUACACCAGAGGAUUCCUCAGAAGCUGCGGAUCUCUGGCAGCCUCACAGUCAUCUUUGUGGUUUUCCUGCUGACAGCCAUACUCGUUAGGGUGGACGUGGCCCCGCUGCCCUUCUUCACCCUCACCAUGAUCAAGAUUAUCUGCAUUAACUCGUUCGGGGCGAUUCUUCAGGGCAGUCUGUUCGGGCUGGCAGGGAUGCUGCCCGCCUCCUACACCACUCCCAUCAUGAGUGGACAGGGGCUUGCCGGCACCUUCGCUGCUUUCUCCAUGAUCUGCGCACUGGCCUCUGGAUCGGCCCUGCAGGACAGUGCCUUUGGUUACUUCAUCACAGCCUGUGUUGUUAUUCUCCUUGCCAUAAUGUCCUACCUCAUUCUGCCCAGGAUGGAGUUUUUCCAGUACUACAUGGAGAAUAAUGGAUCCAGAGCUGCUGCUGCUGAUGAGGAGAAUAAGAUGGACUUACUGAAAAAAGAAAGUCCAGCAGAGAAACGACCGGUGGUGAGUCUAACGGAGGACGAGGCCAAACCCAGCGUGUCCGUGUUUAACAUCUUCAAACAGAUCUGGGUGAUGGCUCUGUCAGUGUGCUUCAUCUUCACCGUCACCAUUGGGACUUUCCCAGCCGUGACUGUCGAGGUCAAGUCCACAGUAGCAGACGGAGGCGCCUGGGAUACUUACUUCAUCCCUGUGUCAUGUUUCCUCCUCUUCAACUUGAUGGACUGGGCUGGCAGGAGUCUGACGGCCGUCUGUAUGUGGCCGGGUAAAGACAGUAUCUGGCUUCCUGUCCUGGUGGGUUUACGGGUCGUCUUCAUCCCUCUCUUCAUGCUGUGUAACGUCCAGCCUCGUCACUACCUCCCUGUGCUGUUUGCCCACGACGCCUGGUACAUCAUCUUCAUGAUCUUCUUCUCCUUCUCCAACGGGUACCUGGCCAGUCUCUGCAUGUGCUUUGGACCCAAGAAGGUGCCGCAGCAUGAGGCAGAGACAGCAGGGGCCAUCAUGGCCUUCUUCUUGUCCCUCGGAUUGGCGCUGGGCGCUGCAGUGUCAUUUGCUUUCCGGGCCAUGAUCUAAAAACCUUCAGCAGAACCUUCAGUAGAUGUAGAGUAGACCAUCCUGCCCUUCCAACAAACUCUCCCCGUCAUGAUCCUCAAUGGGAGAACCUCUCAACAACUGGACUAGCCACGCUCCUCUGCAGCAGCCUCUGGCUAAGCGGAGGCAGCACAGCAGACCAGAGGACCAGAGAACCUCGGUCAUCUGAAACGUACAGCAGAAAUUAGUCUCAUUCAGCCGUCAUGGCAAAGAUAUAAGAUGAAAUAUUGAAAUAUGUUACUGAAUAUUUUUAAAUUUCCUCCAAACUCCACAGCUUCUCCUGUUUCUGGGAGAUGUUUUCCAAUUGAUGUCACUGAUCAAAGAGGCUGUUUCUCUGAGACAAAGAGUUCAGAGUGCAAAACAAAAACCAAAAGUGUAAAAAUUCUUCUACAAUGAAGACAGCCUGUACACGCACUAUCCUAGAGCGUCAUUUAUAAAACGUUCUUUUGCACAAAUUCUAAAACAACUAAUGAUUAAAUGUUAGAUCACAUAAAUGAAGUUAAAACGGUCACAUUCUUGGAAUUAAUAUGAAGAUACAGUGGUGUGUAAAUAGUCUUAACACAUUUUCAUACAUGAGGCUCUUGGAUACUGGUGUUUGGUUCAUCAACAUGAACCAUUACCUUUCACUCAUCAGGUUAUAAACUGUGAUCCUCAACGUGACAUUUUUUUUGCACAUCAAAACAUGAACAUUACAUCUGUCUGGACUGUUGCAGCUUUUAACUCUGAUCAAGCCAAAAACGCAAAGACAACGUGGGAAAAUGAUGAACUUUGAAGGGAGGUCGUGACCCGUGAACCUGCUUCGCUUGCCUCAGUCUACUUCAAUGUCAGCUCGGGUCAGUAGUGUUUUUUAAGCUUCCUCAUGACAAAAUCGGUUCUCAAAUUCUCAAUGAAUGUAAAGAUGGACGAAAUCCUAAAGACGAGGUUUUAAUCAAUAAUCUGGGCCAUUAACUGUCUGGAAGCCUUUCCCCCUGAAUAUUCAUUGUUUUCGUAAAUUUGUCUUUGCUGUAGUUUUAGAUGAAGUUUUACUGCUCUGUCGGUCUGUUUUAUCUGAAAACAUCCUCCGUUAAAUCAAUUUGACUUGAUUCACCAAAUGGAAACAGACGCCACAUUUUCUGUCUAGAUUUCCAGCCCAUAUGUGAAGUUUCAACUGUUACUAUGUCUUCCUGAAGUACUCGAGAUUUUACCGCAGUGUAUUUUGAACGCAGCAAAAAGCUGUCAGUAACUGAAAUGUGCCAUUAUGAGUGAGUGAGGUUAGUAGACUUUUUAAAUCUUUUAAACUCUUUGGUUUUGUGCCAUUUCCCAUUUAACGUGUUCAUGGAAGGUUAGGUUUUAUACCAGAAGUAGUUUUUAGUAGUUUUUCAAACUCUGGCAGAGUUUUUUUUUUAUGAAUGGGGUGAUAAAAGGCCAUCUGCCUGUUGGUGUCAUAUUUUUGUCUCUGCAUUUUUGUGGCCUUUUGAUGCUUUUUUUUAAAAAGUAUGCUUUAGUUGUACACAGUAUUAUACAUAAUAUCAGCUGUAUACUUCCUAACAGCCUGUUUGUUUAAAAGCACAACGUUGGUCUGUUCUUCUGUACAGUGUUUUGUUUGGUUUGGGAGUCUGGUAUCGACCAUUAAAAUGUUACUUAUAUUGCAGCUUAAAACAGUUCUGUGAUAUAAUAAAAUUGUGUAUUUUUAAGAA